AUGAGUCUCGAAGUUUCAACCCUUGAAGAUCAGAUCAUCAACCAGAUUUCUACUGACGUCAUCACCAGUUCAACUAUUGCUGAAGAAACAGCCAAGGACGCAUUUCUUUCAAACCUUCAUGAAGAUCUCAUUUCUGGAAAACGACGUGAUCCCGAAUACAGCACUUCCAAUGGCAUCAUUUUCAAGAAUCAACGAGUUUUUAUACCUGAAGCCCUUCAAAAAAGAGUUCUCUUGGAACUGCAUCGAACACAUGUGGGCAUCGUAAAAAUGAAACAGUUGGCAAGACGCCACUGCUUCUGGAAAAACAUCGACAAAGACAUAGAAGCUAUGGUAAAAAACUGCCAGGAAUGCGCACUAUCCCAGAAAAGUCCAGCUAAAGUUCCUCUCCAUCAUUGGGACGAUCCGCAGCAUAAUUUUGAACGCGUUCAUAUUGAUUAUGCUGGGCCGUUUUUGAAUCACCAUUUUCUUGUCCUUGUCGAUUCCAAGUCAAAGUGGGCUGAAAUUCGCAUCAUUAAAGACGCCCAGACGACUGCAACUACCAUAGAGCUGCUAUUGGACAUUUUUUGCACUCAUGGAUUCCCUGAAAUCAUGGUAUCAGAUAAUGCGACUAUUUUUCACAGUGACAUAUUCAAAACCUUCUGUCUGAACAAUGCCAUUUUGCAAAAGUUUAUAGCGCCAGGUCAUCCUGCAACUAACGGGUUGGCCGAACGUUAUAUACAAACCUUGAAACCAAAACUGAAGUGUAUGACCGAACCAGGUUCUAUUCAACACAAGGUACGCGAAAUAUUAUUCAGAUACAGAGCCACUCCUCUCCAGAAUGGCAAAACUCCAGCCGAAUUGUAUUUGAAUAGAAACAUUAGGUGCCAGCUCGACGUCUUCAAGCCUCCUACUUCAAAAAUCCAAAAACGAGUACAAUUCGACCUGCCACCAUCGCGACAAUUCAAAAUUGGGGACAAGGUAUUAGCAAGAUGGUAUUCGAAUAACAAGAAUACUUGGAAAUUUGGUUCGAUCAUCCAAAAAUUCGGACAUCUCCACUACCAAGUUGAACUUAAUAAUGGUUACCGGCUCAAACGACACACGAACCAGUUGAGAAAAGCCAACGUCGAUAUAUACCCCAACCGUCAGCCGCCCUUGCAACCUCCACAAAUUACUUUAGAUUCGGAAUCACCUGAAAUCAACCACCACUACGAAAAACUGGCGUCCCUGCUCCUACCAGCCAAUCCUCGAUCGGAUGUUAUUCCUGAUGUCGAAGCUGAACCUUCAGAAGUUGGACAAUCUCCAACAGUGGAAUCCGUCCGGUGA
Messenger RNA from Photinus pyralis (common eastern firefly), 1302 nucleotides. RefSeq lists its product as uncharacterized. The record is from RefSeq and is a predicted model, not a curated record. The coding region runs from base 1 to 1302 and encodes 433 amino acids. Lineage: Eukaryota; Metazoa; Arthropoda; Insecta; Coleoptera; Lampyridae. The transcript has a single exon. Gene Ontology annotation, biological process: DNA integration. Gene Ontology annotation, molecular function: nucleic acid binding.